Messenger RNA from Exophiala dermatitidis NIH/UT8656, 612 nucleotides. Its product is annotated as 60S ribosomal protein L15. Gene Ontology annotation, cellular component: cytosolic large ribosomal subunit; ribosome. The transcript is spliced from 4 exons. Gene Ontology annotation, molecular function: RNA binding; structural constituent of ribosome. Lineage: Eukaryota; Fungi; Ascomycota; Eurotiomycetes; Chaetothyriales; Herpotrichiellaceae. The record is from RefSeq and is a predicted model, not a curated record. The coding region runs from base 1 to 612 and encodes 203 amino acids. Gene Ontology annotation, biological process: cytoplasmic translation.
AUGGGUGCCCUCAAAUACGUCGAAGAACUUCAGAAGAAGAAGCAAUCCGAUGUCCUUCGAUUCCUUCUCCGAGUCCGCUGCUGGGAGCUGCGACAAUUGAAUGUCAUCCAUCGCGCUUCCCGCCCGUCUCGCCCAGACAAGGCCCGCCGUCUCGGGUACAAGGCCAAGCAAGGCUAUGUCAUCUACCGUGUCCGAGUUCGACGUGGUGGUCGCAAGCGACCGGUGCCAAAGGGUGCUACUUAUGGUAAACCCACCAACCAGGGUGUGAACCAACUCAAGUACCAACGAUCCCUGCGUGCCACCGCCGAGGAGCGUGUCGGCCGCCGCUGCGCCAACUUGCGUGUCCUCAACUCAUACUGGAUCAACCAAGACUCGACCUACAAGUACUUUGAGGUCAUCCUGGUCGACCCGCAACACAAGGCCAUCCGUCGUGAUCCCCGCAUCAACUGGAUCGUAAACCCUGUCCACAAGCACCGCGAAGCUCGUGGCCUCACCGCUACCGGCAAGAAGUCUCGUGGCUUGGGCAAGGGUCACGGAUUCAACAAGACCACCGCUGGACGAAGAAAGACCUGGAAGCGUCACAACACUCUGUCUCUGUGGAGAUACCGAUAA